This is a messenger RNA of Rhizoctonia solani, 486 nucleotides long. Its product is annotated as erv1/alr family domain-containing protein. The record is from RefSeq and is a predicted model, not a curated record. Gene Ontology annotation, molecular function: flavin-dependent sulfhydryl oxidase activity; flavin adenine dinucleotide binding. The transcript is spliced from 2 exons. NCBI's taxonomy places the organism in Eukaryota, Fungi, Basidiomycota, Agaricomycetes, Cantharellales, Ceratobasidiaceae. Gene Ontology annotation, cellular component: mitochondrion. The coding region runs from base 1 to 486 and encodes 161 amino acids.
AUGCCUGUGCCACUUACAGACGAAUCUAAGCCCCUUCCACCAGGAAUAGUCCUCGGACCAGACGGGAAACCAUGUAAAGUCUGUUCCUCAUUCAAAGCAUGGUCCAAAUCCCAACGCUCAGGCUCAAGCUCAAAUGCCGCCGCCAAAGGAACAGCCGCCACCGCCGCAGUCGCAGCAUCCAGCACGACCACAUCACGCGAAAACUGUCCAGCAGACGUAGAAGCCCUCGGUCGAGCAACAUGGACAUUCCUCCAUACCACGGCCGCAUACUACCCAACAAGCCCGAGCGCGCAACACCAAUCGUCGAUGCUUGCUCUGCUUCGUUCGCUUCCGUCGUUGUACCCAUGUUCGCAUUGCGCUUCGGAUUUCGGAAAGGAUAUCAAGAAGAACCCGCCCGAGGGGGUUGUUGGGAGAAACGGAGGAGUUAUUACCGAGCUCGGGACGCCCGGUGACGUUCGUGGAACCUUGCUCAUCCACUGGCGAUAG